Benincasa hispida (wax gourd) is the source of this 2898-nucleotide messenger RNA. Its product is annotated as bidirectional sugar transporter SWEET12-like. Gene Ontology annotation, biological process: carbohydrate transport. Gene Ontology annotation, cellular component: membrane. Lineage: Eukaryota; Viridiplantae; Streptophyta; Magnoliopsida; Cucurbitales; Cucurbitaceae. Gene Ontology annotation, molecular function: sugar transmembrane transporter activity. The record is from RefSeq and is a predicted model, not a curated record.
UGCCGUAAAAGUUAUCUUUCAUUGGUUUUUCCACUUUGUUUACAAUUUACCCUAAUUCCCACUAUAUCAGCUUCCAAUUAAUCUGAUAAUGACAGACUGAAAUUUGAUUAGUAGAAGCAGACCAACCCACGACGAGUUUUUAAUAAUACAAACUAAAAGAGGAAGGAGUUGGAAAAGAGCUGUGAUGAAUAUAAAGUAAUAAAGAGAGAUUAGCAUUUAGAUGUUCAGAGUUUAAAGGAAUUGCGUAUGGAGUUGCUUGCAAGAGCAUAUCCGCCAUUUGGAGUCUCUUCUGUCUACCAUUCUAAAUGUUGGGCUCUUAUCUAGUCACACACGGAAAACAGAAUAUAGCCAUUUUUGUGUUUAUAAACCAACAAUUAAUUAUUAAUACAAAGUAUAAGUAGGAAGUCAUAUAUACUGUCUAUUAUGGUUAAUUUCUAUUGGGAAAACCUUAUGAGUGGAAUCUCACCUUUUAGAUGUAAUACGAAUAAAUCAAAUCAAAAUGAAUCAUAACAGAAAAUAAGGAACAAGUCAAGUUGUGUUCUUGUGCGAAUAUGUUGGGUAUUAUUGUGUAGACGUUCAACAUAAUAAUAAUUCCAUUACUGGAUGAGAAAAAAAAAACACACACACACAUAUACUAAUAGCUACCUGUAUUUGGACUACUACAAAAAAGAAAACCCCACACUAAAGUUGCAUACGAAAUCACCUGAUGAAUAUCUUUGGAUGUAAUUCAUAUUAUAAACAUUAAGUGAUUAGUGGUGAUUAUUAUAUUGGCAUAAAUGUUUAUAAGUUCGAAUCUCAAAACAAAACAAAUUGUAAAUCUUAUCUUUAAAGGUGUAAUCGUCCCCAAACUGAACACCUGGCAUACCCAACUAAUAAGCCCCUCUUUACCUGCUAACCAAGACCAAUCAAAACCUCCUGAACUUAUAAUUAAUAUCUCUUGCUUUCUUCCUUUAAUGAAAGAUAUUAAAUAAUGAAAGUAAAGAAACAUUUUUGAGACAUUAUUGAUAUUCUUAUGUUCGUGGGGGUUGGAUGCAUAUAGUUUUCAUCAGUUUACAUGGUGACACCUUGCACAGAGGAGACUUUGAAUUCUCUGUAGCACACGCGUGAGUUCCAAAAGCUUCAAAGAUAGAACGCAAUAACUGCAAUGAAAAAACAAUUAAACCUCCCCCUUUUUUCCAUUGAAUAAUAAUAUUAUAUCUAAAACUUGGUGGAUUUCAUUUCAUGUACGUUUUAAUCUUUAAAAUUUGUUCACGGCUGCAUAUGCGUGAAAGUUGAAGGCCCCAAUUGUACGGCACAUGUAACAUUUUGGGGUCGAGUUGGGCCGGCUUUUGGGCCUUUCAAGAGCUCCUUUCGUAAAAUGAAUAAUUAAAAAAGACAAAUUAAACAAAUAUAUACAUAUGUAUUAUCAUGUAAGUAUACAUAAAAAGUUGGGAGAGGGGGGCGAGGUGAAGUGGAUUUUGGGUAGGAAGGCUUUAAGGUGAAGGAUAUGAUAAAAAUGUAGUAUCGAAAAGGUGGAGUUUUGGCACUUUUAAAAUACAAUAAAGUAAUCAUGGUUUGAAUUAUUCAUAAUAUUGUUCAUGCAAAAGCACAUAAUAACACACAUGACAUGAAAUAUGAGUUCACCCACACUAUAAAUAAGCCUCCUCCUCAUAUUAAUCUUCAGCAAGAGAUUUGAGGUUGCAUACAGAGAUAACUCAACUCCUCUGCCUCGACCUCUAUCAAUCAUCUUGCUCCCUCAAAUUACUAACAUAAUGGCUCUUAGUUUUGUGAAUCACAACCCUUGGAUUUUUGCGUUUGGUCUUCUAGGUAACAUUUUCUCGUUCAUCGUAUUUCUGGCCCCAGUGCCUACAUUUAUAAGGGUGUGUAGAAAGAAAUCAACGGAAGGAUUUCAAUCAAUUCCGUACGUGGUUGCGUUGUUCAGUGCUCUGUUAUUGAUAUACUAUUCCACGCUGAAUGCGGACGAGUUCUUUCUUAUGACUAUUAACUCAGUGGGCUGUUUCAUCGAGACCGUUUACAUCGCUUUAUACAUUGCCUAUGCUCCCAAGAAGGCUCGGAUAUUCACCGUGAGGUUUGUUCUGCUGUUGGAUGUAUUUGGGUUUUGUUCGAUUCUGUUGGUGACCCAAUUUUUAGUGAAGCGGGCUUACAGAGCCCGCGUGAUUGGGUUCAUUUGUGGAGGUCUCUCCGUCAGCGUUUUUGCAGCCCCUCUCAGCAUCAUGAGGAGGGUUAUCCGUACCAGGAGCGUGGAGUACAUGCCUUUUUCUCUCUCUUUUUUCCUCACACUCAGCGCCGUCAUGUGGCUCUGCUAUGGCUUGUUCCUCAAGGAUUUAUACGUUGCGCUUCCAAACACGUUGGGAUUCACAUUCGGGAUGGCUCAGAUGAUUCUUUACGCCAUCUACAGAAACGCCAAGCCGGUGGCUUCUGAUGAGCAGAAGCUCCCACAACUCAAAGCCGAUAUCGAAACUCAAAUUGUAAUGACGACGACAACAACGAUGACGACUACUCCCGACAGUGGGGACCAGCAAAAUCAAGAUCAAGUUGUUCCUCAAUCCAACGGUGGACAUGCAUCGCUAUCCCCAACAACACUAAUAUGCAACAAUGACAAAUAUUGCAUGGACAAUAACCAAGCCCCACCCAUGGUCAAAUGUGAGGCUUGAAUGUUGUUUCAUGCAACAUACAGAAUCUCCUCCCUCUCAACCGUGCUCCAUCUGUAUUAUUAUAAUAUAGUGUCGUCGUUGUCUUCUUCUUCUUGUUAUUAGUUAGUAACUUUAAUUUUUACGUAUUUCUAAACUCGUUCGUCGGGAGAGAGGUUCCAUAUCCAUGUACAAUUUAUAUAUUUAUAUAUAUAUAAAUGUACCUAAACCUAACUUUGUGUGUUUCCUAUGCUUUAAUCAUUUAGUA